CCCGUCAAUAUGGCGGCGAUCGGCCGCGGCCGCUCUCUGAAGAACCUCCGAAUACGAGGGCGGAAUGACAGCGGCGAGGAGAACGUCCCGCUGGAUCUGACCCGAGAGCCUUCUGAUAACUUAAGGGAGAUUCUCCAAAAUGUGUCCAAAUUGCAAGGAGUAUCAAAUAUGAGAAAGCUAGGCCAUCUAAAUAACUUUACUAAGCUUCUUUGUGAUAUUGGCCAUAGUGAAGAAAAACUGGGUUUCAACUAUGAAGAUAUCAUAAUUUGUUUGCGUUUAGCUUUACUAAAUGAAGCAAAAGAAGUACGAGCAGCAGGGCUACGAGCACUUCGCUAUCUCAUCCAAGACUCCAGUAUUCUACAGAAGGUGCUAAAAUUGAAAGUGGACUAUUUAAUAGCCAGGUGCAUUGACAUACAACAGAGCAACGAGGUAGAGAGGACACAAGCACUUCGAUUAGUCAGAAAGAUGAUCACUGUGAAUGCUUCCCUGUUUCCUAGUUCUGUGGCCAACUCAUUAAUAGCAGUUGGAAAUGAUGGACUUCAAGAAAGGGACAGAAUGGUGCGAGCGUGCAUUGCUAUUAUCUGUGAACUAGCACUUCAGAAUCCAGAAGUGGUGGCCCUUCGAGGUGGACUAAACACCAUCUUGAAAAAUGUGAUCGAUUGCCAAUUGAGUCGAAUAAAUGAGGCACUCAUCACUACUAUUUUGCAUCUCCUUAAUCAUCCAAAGACUCGACAGUAUGUUCGAGCUGAUGUAGAAUUAGAGCGAAUUUUAGCGCCCUAUACUGAUUUUCACUACAGACAUAGUCCAGAUACAGCUGAAGGACAGCUGAAAGAAGACAGAGAAGCACGGUUUCUAGCCAGUAAAAUGGGAAUCAUAGCGACAUUCCGGUCGUGGGCAGGUAUUAUUAAUUUAUGUAAACCUGGUAACUCUGGGAUCCAAUCACUAAUUGGAGUACUUUGCAUACCAAAUAUGGAAAUAAGGCGUGGUCUGCUUGAAGUGCUUUAUGAUAUAUUUCGACUUCCUUUGCCUGUUGUGACUGAGGAGUUCAUAGAAGCACUGCUUAGUGUAGAUCCAGGUAGGUUCCAAGACAGUUGGAGGCUUUCAGAUGGCUUUGUAGCAGCUGAGGCAAAAACUAUUCUUCCUCACCGUGCCAGAUCCAGGCCAGAUCUCAUGGAUAAUUAUUUGGCGCUAAUACUCUCUGCAUUUAUUCGUAAUGGACUUUUAGAGGGUUUGGUUGAAGUGAUAACGAACAGUGAUGACCAUAUCUCAGUUAGAGCUACCAUUCUUUUAGGAGAGCUUUUGCAUAUGGCAAACACAAUUCUCCCUCAUUCUCACAGCCAUCAUUUGCACUGCUUGCCAACUCUAAUGAAUAUGGCUGCAUCCUUUGAUAUACCCAAGGAAAAGAGACUGCGAGCCAGUGCAGCGUUGAACUGUUUAAAACGCUUCCAUGAAAUGAAGAAACGAGGACCUAAGCCUUAUAGCCUUCAUUUAGAUCACAUUAUUCAGAAAGCAAUUGCAACACACCAGAAACGGGAUCAGUAUCUUCGAGUUCAGAAAGAUAUAUUUGUUCUUAAGGAUACAGAAGAAGCUCUUCUAACAAACCUUAGAGACAGCCAGGUCCUUCAGCAUAAAGAGAAUCUUGAAUGGAACUGGAAUCUUAUAGGGACCAUUCUUAAGUGGCCAAAUGUAAAUCUAAGAAACUAUAAAGAUGAACAGUUACACAGGUUUGUACGAAGACUGCUUUAUUUUUACAAGCCCAGCAGUAAGUUGUACGCCAACCUGGAUUUGGAUUUUGCCAAGUCCAAACAGCUCACAGUUGUGGGUUGUCAGUUUACAGAAUUUCUUCUUGAGUCCGAAGAGGAUGGGCAAGGAUACUUAGAAGAUCUAGUAAAGGAUAUUGUUCAGUGGCUCAAUGCCUCUUCUGGAAUGAAGCCUGAAAGAAGUCUUCAAAAUAAUGGUUUACUAACUACUCUUAGUCAACACUACUUUUUAUUUAUUGGGACACUUUCUUGCCACCCUCAUGGAGUCAAAAUGCUGGAAAAAUGCAGUGUAUUUCAAUGUCUCCUUAACCUUUGCUCCUUGAAAAACCAGGAUCACUUGCUAAAACUGACUGUUUCUAGCUUGGAUUAUAGCAGAGAUGGAUUGGCUAGAGUUAUCCUUUCCAAAAUCCUCACUGCAGCUACGGAUGCUUGCAGGCUGUAUGCAACAAAACAUUUAAGGGUAUUACUGAGAGCUAAUGUUGAAUUCUUCAAUAAUUGGGGGAUUGAGUUGUUAGUAACUCAGCUACAUGAUAAAAACAAAACGAUUUCUUCUGAAGCUCUGGAUAUCUUAGAUGAAGCAUGUGAAGACAAGGCCAAUCUUCAUGCUCUUAUUCAGAUGAAACCAGCGUUAUCCCACCUUGGAGACAAGGGUUUGCUGCUUCUCCUUAGAUUUCUCUCCAUUCCAAAAGGAUUUUCCUAUCUGAAUGAAAGGGGUUAUGUAGCAAAACAGUUGGAAAAGUGGCACAAGGAAUAUAAUUCAAAAUAUGUUGACUUGAUUGAGGAACAACUUAAUGAAGCACUUACUACAUAUCGGAAGCCUGUUGAUGGUGAUAACUAUGUUCGUCGAAGUAACCAAAGAUUACAGCGUCCUCAUGUCUACCUGCCGGUACACCUUUAUGGACAACUGGUACACCACAAAACAGGCUGCCAUUUGUUGGAAGUGCAGAAUAUUGUUACAGAACUGUGUCAUAAUGUUCGGACUCCAGAUUUGGAUAAAUGGGAAGAAAUUAAAAAACUGAAAGCGUCUCUUUGGGCCUUGGGAAAUAUUGGCUCAUCAAAUUGGGGUCUUAAUUUGCUACAAGAAGAAAAUGUGAUUCCAGAUAUACUUAAACUUGCAAAACAGUGUGAGGUUCUUUCCAUCAGAGGGACCUGUGUAUAUGUACUCGGGCUCAUUGCUAAAACCAAACAAGGCUGUGAUAUCCUAAAAUGUCACAACUGGGAUGCUGUGAGGCAUAGUCGCAAACAUCCAUGGCCAGUGGUUCCUGAUGAUGUGGAACAACUCUGUAAUGAACUCUCCUCUGUCCCAAGCACCCUGAGUUUGAACUCAGAGUCAACCAGCUCUAGACAUAAUAGUGAAAGUGAAUCUGCACCAUCAAGUAUGUUCAUAAUGGAGGAUGACCGGUUUGGCAGCAGCUCUACUAGUACAUUCUUCCUUGACAUCAAUGAAGAUGCGGAGCCACCAUUUUAUGAUCGACCUGGACCCAUAAAGGAUAAAAAUUCCUUCCCUUUCUUUGCUUCUAGUAAACUUGUCAAGAAUCGUAUCUUAAAUUCACUUACUUUGCCAAAUAAAAAACAUCGCAGCAGCAGUGAUCCAAAAGGAGGGAAACUGUCAUCUGAGAAUAAGACAAGCAACAGACGAAUCCGAACACUCACAGAGCCCAGUGUUGACUUGAAUCAUAGUGAUGAGUUCACACCCAUAUCCACAGUGCAGAAAACAUUACAAUUAGAAACUUCAUUUGUUGGGAAUAAGCACACUGAAGACACUGGUAGUACGCCAAGUAUUGGAGAAAACGACCUCAAGUUUACCAAGAGUUUUGGUACAGAAAAUCACAGAGAAAACACAAGCCGAGAAAGGUUAGUUGUAGAAAGUUCAACGAGCUCACAUAUGAAGAUACGUAGCCAAAGUUUUAAUACCGACACUACAACAAGUGGGAUAAGUUCCAUGAGCUCAAGUCCUUCUCGAGAGACAGUAGGUGUAGAUGCUACAACUGUGGACACAGACUGUGGAAGUAUGAGUACUGUGGUAAGUACUAAAACUGUUAAGACAAGCCACUAUUUGACACCACAGACUAACCAUCUGUCUCUCUCCAAAUCAAACUCCGUGUCCCUGGUGCCGCCAGGUUCUUCUCAUACACUUCCUAGAAGAGCACAGUCCCUUAAAGCACCCUCAAUUGCUACAAUUAAAAGUCUAGCAGAUUGUAACUUCAGCUACACAAGUUCUAGAGAUGCCUUUGGCUAUGCUACACUGAAAAGAUUACAGCAACAGAGAAUGCAUCCAUCCUUAUCGCACUCUGAAGCUUUGGCAUCUCCAGCAAAAGAUGUGCUGUUUACCGAUACCAUCACCAUGAAGGCCAACAGUUUUGAGUCCAGAUUAACACCAAGCAGGAUCGAUUUUAAAAAGAAGCAUGUCGGGGGAAUCAGGAGCUUAAGACCUACAAUAACAAACAACCUUUUCAGGUUUAUGAAAGCUUUAAGUUAUGCAUCAUUAGAUAAAGAAGAUUUAUUAAGUCCUAUUAAUCAAAAUACCUUGCACCGAUCCUCCUCAGUGAGAUCCAUGGUGUCCAGUGCUACAUAUGGUGGCUCAGAUGACUACAUUGGUCUUGCUCUUCCAGUCGAUAUCAAUGAUAUAUUCCAGGUAAAGGAUAUUCCCUAUUUUCAGACCAAAAACCUACCUCCUCAAGAUGAUCGAGGUUCAAGAGUGUUUGCCCCUGAUGCAGGAGGUCUUUCAUCUGGAACUGGAGGUCUUGUAAAACACUCUUUUCACUUGCUACGACAACAGAUGAGUCUUACGGAAAUCAUGAACUCAAUCCAUUCAGACGCUUCUCUGUUUUUAGAAAGUACAGAAGACACUGGACUGCAGGAGCACACAGAUGAUAACUGCCUUUAUUGUGUCUGUAUUGAAAUUCUGGGUUUCCAACCCAGUAAUCAACUAAGUGCGAUCUGUAGUCAUUCAGACCUUCAAGAUAUUCCAUAUUCUGAUUGGUGUGAGCAAACGAUCCAUAAUCCCUUAGAAGUGGUUCCUUCUAAGUUUUCAGGCAUUUCUGGAUGCAGUGAUGGGGUAUCUCAAGAAGGCUCAGCUAGCAGCACCAAAAGCACAGAAUUACUGCUAGGUGUUAAAACAAUUCCAGAUGAUACACCAAUGUGCCGUAUACUCCUUCGCAAAGAAGUUCUAAGAUUAGUCAUUAAUUUGAGUAGCUCGGUUUCAACUAAAUGUCAUGAAACUGGACUUUUAACAAUUAAGGAGAAAUAUCCUCAGACAUUUGAUGACAUAUGCCUUUACUCUGAAGUUUCCCAUUUGCUGUCACACUGCACAUUUAGACUUCCAUGUCGGAGGUUCAUACAAGAAUUAUUUCAAGAUGUACAGUUUUUACAGAUGCAUGAAGAAGCAGAGGCUGUGUUGGCAACACCACCAAAGCAACCUGUACUUGAUACAUCUGCUGAAUCCUGACCUCAUAUUUAUGAUGUAUAUAGCUAUUUACUAUAUAUAUUCAUAUUUGUGGAUUUCUUAAAAGCCUCAGAAAAUACUGACUGGGCAGCAAAGACAGGAGUAUCUUCUGUGUACUGUUCCAGCAAUUACUGGUACAUGAACAGUUGGAACUGCUGACAUCCUUAACCAAAACAACUUCCUUUUUUCCUCUGUUGAGCCCUUUGCGGGGCUUAUGAUCCAUUACUAGUUUUACUAGUUUCAGUUACCAUUGUAUGCAAGAGCCAAGCACUGAAUACCUACACAGGUUUUCUAAUUUUCCAUUUUAAAAAUAAAACAGUGGAACAAUGAUAGGAUAUGCAGAAGCACCCUUCACACAGUUGUUUCUGAAUUCUUUUCUUAGAAUAAAUUUAAAGAUGCCUUGUUUGUUAACUAAUUCGAGGAAACCAGGGAUCAGUGUCUUUGAGGCUGCAUCCUGUUACUACAAUGGGGUGUGCUACAACUGCCGGUAUUAAAAGGGGGAACUUUGGCCCUUCCCAUUUUCCUUAAGGUUUGUAACACUACUUCCGAGGUUUGCAACCUCAGAGUUAAAGAAGAGCCGCAACAACCCGGGACAUAUAAGUUAUUUUUCUGUUAUUACACUUCCAUGAAGAUUCUUACUUGUUUUCUGUCUUUUCAGUUGGUUGCAGUGUGUUUUUAUAGGCUAUUUGAACCAAUUGAGGUUUUUCACUACAGUUCCUGACUGAAAUCAGAAAAUCAUUUUAUAAUUGAAUUAAAAUAUUCCCCACUCAUAGAACACGUAUUUUCAGUGGACUUCCGUUUUCAUCAACUUCCCAGGUCAUCAUUUUAAAUGGGAACUUGAACAUGCACUAUUUAUUCAUUUAGACCUAAAGCAAAAGAAAGCAUUAAAUACACUCUGGAUCUUCUGAGAAAGAGAUAAGUUAGCUUACAAUGUACACAUUCCAUGGGAAAAGAAGAGCCAUAUUUCUUUUUUAAAAAAUCAUUAAUGGGAUAUGUCAUUAAGAUUAAAAAUUGUAGUGAAAAGCCUUAAGUACCAAAUUCUAAAGCAGCAGUAACUUAAUGUUUAUAUCAGUGUUCUUGUUUUGCACAAGCUAAAUGCAGUGAUAGGUGAGUUUAUGAGUACAAUAGUUGCCUUUAUCACAUUUGUGAAGUUAUUAAGUUGAUGAGGGCAAGGUUUUGUUUAAUUUGUAUAUGUAUAAAGAUACCUGGAAAUCUUUACAGGAAUUAAACAUAUAUGCAAAUUUGUAUAUAAAAUAGCAUGGCCAUCAUCAUUAGAAUGCUUGUAAAUGAAUGGAGUAUCUUUUUGAGAUCUCUAUAUAUGUAAGUAAAAAUAGAAAAAAAUCCAGCUGGGCUGAUCAGGACCCUUUUGAAAUUGAUUUGUGUAUACCGUUUUACAAGUAUGCAUCAGCCUUGCCACAGUCAUGGGUCACUGUUUUCCCACGUUACAGACAGAUCCUUUUUGUAAUGGGCUUGUUCUUUGAGAUCUCUGUGAAUCACCUGUGAAACUUAAAAGCAAAACAAAACAAAAAGAAACAAAAAAAAUCCAACAGAGAUACUCUUUUGUUUCUUAAUUUCCUGGCACUGAAAAUUCCAUUUGGGAUGAUGAAUUUCGUCUCACUUCCUAACACCUCUUUGACUGCACUUCAGUGAAUUGUUCUUAUGUGCACUGUGUAGCAACUUACAUUAUAAACAAAAGCAGAUAAGGGCUGUAAGCUGCUGCCUAUGUUAAAAAGCAGUUCUUCAGAUUUUCUCUCACAAAAUCCAAUGAAGAUAAAAUAAUUUUUUAACUUUUAUCACUGAACCCAAGUGUUUAAGUGUCAACAGUACUUCUAAGAACGUUGCCUGUCAUGUUGGUCUUUGGUCUUGGAUAAUUAAACUGCCUUUCCAGAGAACCAAAUGUCAGAAAUACUAGACCAAAUAGUGGUUACAAACUCCAAAGGAAGUAAUGUAGUAGUCUUAUUCAUAAAUAAGAUUAACAUAUUUUAGACAUUCAUUUUAAACACUACCUCAGUUAAUAUAGAGUAUAAAAAAAUCUGUGGUUUAAUCCUUCAAAAGUUAACGGUAAUUCCUUUUUGUUAACGUACACACAGCCAUCCCCAUUCCUGGGACCCUUCCUUCCCCUCCAUCAUUCAUCCUGAAAUUAAGGCUUAAUUAUAAGUAUUAGGCUGAACAGUUUUUUUGGACUGUUAUUUUGAAAGACGUGUUAUGUAUGUAUCUUCAUAUCUGCUUAUAUAGCACUUACUUUGGGGAAAUAGAGCUUUGUGGUUACCAGUAUAGUAAGGAAAAAGUGUCUACACUUAACAUUUAUAGUGCUAUUUGGUUUAUCCAUGAUUUCACUGACAGGUCUAAUACGUUUGCUUCGAGUACUUGUUUGUUUAAAAGUAGACUUUUAUGAUGAAAAAUACAUGCAGUGCCAAGUAAUUAACUUAGAUGUUUAAAAAUAUUAUAGUGGAAAAGAUUAGGAAUGGUGUCAGUGGCAAUAGAAAUAAUGGAGAAAAUCAUCUAUAAAUAAUAGAUAUUAUGAGAUUAUAGAAUACCAAAAUAAUGUCAGUAGUUUUUCACUGUUUUAGAAUUAAUCUUAGUCCAUAUAAAUUUGUAAUAUUGCUAAUUUUGGAUAAUUUGAAGGAGUUUGGGCAGUUGUACUGGUUGUAAACUGUGAAUUUCUAAUUGUCAAGUAAGUUUUCAUUUCUAAUUUCUAAUUCAGUUUUGUUUCUUGCAAAACAGAUUUCAGCUUCAAAAACUAAGUAAAUAUAAAUAUAGAAAUUGGAAAUUUAAUAUUUAUAACUAAAUAUGAUCUAAAAUUUCUUAUGCUUUUAUUUUCUGUUUAUGCUUAGGUAGAUUUGAGUAGGGGAGAAAAUCUAUUCCCUCAUAAUUAAAUUUUUCUAAUAAAGGUUAGUAGCAUAAGGACUUUCUGUAAAACACUGACAUUAAAAGAGGCUCUUUGGAAGUGUACACAUUAUUGUAACAACACAGUAAUGCUUGUAGAUUCCUUUUGAAAUCAUGGCUUUAGUCAUUUCUAGCUCUUUUCUCUAGAGCUUGAGAUCAUUAAAGCUGAGUCUUACAGGGCAUGUCACAAAGGCCCAGUGUUCAGUAGCAAGAUGUCGAUGCAAUUUGUUUAGAUUUACCUACUGCUAUUUAUAUAAAAUUUUAUUUCAUUCCAUUCAGAGGAUGCCUUGUAUCCCCAUGUUAAAGCACAGAUCAUUAAGCAAUAAAAACCAAAUUGUUAUUCAAAUUAUGACUGCAGCUAUUUUUGCAUGGUAAGAGUGAGGUGCUAAUUUUGUGUGAGGUGAAUUUUGUAAACUACUUUGGGAAGUGUUCUUUGGAAGUAAGGUUUUAUUCCCCUGUAGUCCUGUGCUUCCAGUUUUGUCUCAAAUUCAUGAUCCAUGAAAACAUGAGAGAGAAGAGAAAUGAAAAAUUUUUAUGAGAAAAGCUGUUUGGAAUGAACAGACAUGUCAGAUUUUCCAAAACUUAAGACAGAUCUCUCUCUUCUUCAUAUUUACAAAAUACCUUGUUACCGUUUUAAUUUUCAAGAGUGUUGCUGCAGUGAGAGUUUUGUUACAGAGCAUACCCAUGAGAUUAAUAGCAGUACUUUAUCAAAGAACAUUGAAAUCUGAGAAUUUUUCUAGAAGUGUUCUUCCUUUUCCUUCAUGCUAGGUUUAUUUGACUCACAGAAUGUAGAUGUUUCCCCCCAGUGAAGUAUUUUUGUAAUGUAGGUGGAUAGCUAUGCCACAGCAUGCAUAAAUUGCACAUUUUGUUUGACUUUCUUUAUAAAAUAUUUAAUUUGAGAAACAUAAUUUAUGCCAAAAAAAGCAAACCUUACAAUUUUGCCAUUUAACUAGGUUGAUUUAGCACAAACUACAAAGUCGUGAGGGCAGAGAGGGAGAGUGAAAGAACUUUUAUAGAUAAUUGUUGUGUAAUGUUCCAUUACUGGCCUGUCAGAAACCCUAAAGCUGCAUUGUAAAACAAUGGUGUAAAUUACUUAGGAAAGGUGGUAAGGGAUUGUGAAAAAAAAAUCUCAGACUUACUCUCUAACCACAGGAUUUUCUUUUUUAUUUAGUAAUACGCUGCUACAUAUUUGGAGGUUCUGGUGUUUGUAGGUCACUGAACAGACAUUGAGAUCUGAUUUAUAUUGUAUAACUGUAACAUAGAAAGAAAAAGUAUUUAUAUAUUUUCCGUAAGAAUAUUUCAUUGAGUUGUGUAUAAUUUAAAUAAGAUUUGUCCCCAGAUGGUUUUGCUCAUCUUGAUUUUUUUGUUGUGGUUUUCAUUGUUUUUGUAUAAUGUGUACAGUUUAUGUCAAGGGCAUUAAAAAGCCUCCUGAAGCAUAAUCUUAUCAAAGGGAUACAUUGUUAAUAAA
Messenger RNA from Lepus europaeus (European hare), 9559 nucleotides. RefSeq names its product RPTOR independent companion of MTOR complex 2 (gene RICTOR). Gene Ontology annotation, molecular function: protein serine/threonine kinase activator activity. Bases 10 to 5208 code for a protein of 1732 amino acids. The transcript is spliced from 39 exons. Gene Ontology annotation, cellular component: TORC2 complex. The record is from RefSeq and is a predicted model, not a curated record. NCBI's taxonomy places the organism in Eukaryota, Metazoa, Chordata, Mammalia, Lagomorpha, Leporidae. Gene Ontology annotation, biological process: positive regulation of phosphatidylinositol 3-kinase/protein kinase B signal transduction; TORC2 signaling.